Molecule: messenger RNA, 1431 nt
Organism: Daldinia childiae
Lineage: Eukaryota; Fungi; Ascomycota; Sordariomycetes; Xylariales; Hypoxylaceae
Exons: 1
Coding region: 1-1431 (476 amino acids)
Biological process (GO): polysaccharide biosynthetic process
Cellular component (GO): membrane
Molecular function (GO): acyltransferase activity, transferring groups other than amino-acyl groups
Source: RefSeq, a predicted model, not a curated record
AUGCAUCUCCCCGGGCACUCAACUAGAGAAGAUGAAGAAUCCCUUCUCCCUCAAGUACCGUUAGAUGAUACGGAUCGCACGAGGUGGUCAUCUAGAUGGAGAAAGAGUCUUCGCCCGAUUUCUCUCCGGGUAGCCGUUUGGCAAUGUCUCGCCUUUAUGAGGCCGAGUUUUCUAGCAAAGCGAUUAUCAGUCGAAGAAUCAGAGAAGUCAAAUGCGGCGUCAAAAAAGCCGUACUCGACCGAAUAUCUUGAUGGAGUUCGCGGUGUCGCUUCUCUGAUCGUUUUUAUUCUUCAUUGGACUCACGUUCCCUACCCUUCUAUCAACUCAGGAUGGGGAUACAAAAAUAAUACGUCGUUUUGGUUGUUACCGUUCGUUCGGAUCAUCUACUCUGGCGCCGCUAUGGUAUCGGUAUUUUUCGUCGUUUCAGGCUUUGUACUUUCCCACCGAUUCAUUCAACGGAUGCACCGCCAAGAGUAUCCGGAGUUGUUCUCCGGGUUGACCUCACUUACCUUUCGCCGGGCUAUUCGCCUAUUCCUCCCGGCCUUCGCGUCUAGCACGAUGGCUUUCAUCUGCGCAUACCUCAGUAUAAUAGAUAUCCCUAAGAAGGUGGAUGGGAAACCAUUCGAGCAUGGCCUAACGUCGUAUCUCGAAUACCUCGACAUGGAGUCGAACCCGUGGGAGUGGACGCCAGACUUCUCUGGGUUCUAUAAUCCUCAACUAUGGUCUAUUGCUGUCGAGUUCCGGGGCUCGAUGGUUGUCUUUCUACUCAUCAUCGGGCUUGCAAAGACUCGGACUGCCGUUCGACUUAUUGUCGAAAGCCUACUUAUAAUCCAUUGCUUCGGUCAUAAACGUUGGGAUCUCGCUCUAUUCAUCUCAGGGAUGUCUUUAGCAGAAAUUGAAGUGCUACUGAGGAAGCCUAAGAAUCCAUCUGCAAGAAAGUUAGUAAAUGGACUUCUUAUACUGACCAUGAUACUUGGUCUUUUCCUUUGCGGCUAUCCUCGAGACCACAACACCCAAACUCCCGGCUACAUCUGGUCAAAAUAUGUUUGGCCCUUAGGUGCAUACCGCCGUCGCUUUUGGUUAGCAAUCGGUGCCAUGUUACUUGUCGGCCCAAUGGCUUUCUUACCAUAUGUUCAAUCUGUAUUCCUUACUCGACCAGCUCGAUAUCUUGGACGGAUAAGCUAUGCUCUUUACCUUGUUCACGGGCUUGGCAACCGAACAAUUGGUAAAUGGUUGCUUGACAUCUGCUGGGCAUAUAUUGGAAAGGAAGGGCUCUGGCCUUAUGCCAUAAGCUUUACUAUAUCUACAUCGUUGUACUUCCCUAUCGUGAUAUGGGGCUCUGAUAUGUUCUGGAGAGGAGUCGAUGUACCUUCAACAAAUUUUGCAAGAUGGUUGGAAAAGAAAUGUGCUGCGCCAGCGGGUGUGAGGUAA